GACGCGUGCAGGAAGUGACGACAUCGUCAAUAACAACAUCUGAUACAACCAGCGUAAUAGAGUCGCCACAUUCGAGCGUUUAAAUUCACAAUACACAAAAAUGUCUUCGGAUUUUGAAGCCUACGAACAGGAGUUUGGUACACUCACCGCAGAAAUCACCAACAAAAUUGGGAGAAUACCUAAACUUGGUGGAGAGGACAAGACGCAGCUGGUUCUAAAUGUCGACAAACAGCUUGAGGAAGUCAGAGAGUUGUUGGAGCAGAUGGACCUGGAGGUGCGCGAGAUCCCCAUCCAGAGCAGAGCCAUGUACAACAGCCGUCUAAAGAGCUACAAACAGGAGGUGGAGAAGCUUGAGAAGGACUUUAAAAGGUCACGUAUUGCCUACAGUGAUGAGGUGCGGAACGAGCUCCUGGGGGAUGAUGGGAGCUCCUCAGAGAGUCAGAGAGCACAUCUGUUGGACAACACAGAGAGGCUGGAAAGGUCAUCUCGGAGACUGGAGGCUGGCUACCAGAUAGCGGUGGAAACCGAACAAAUAGGCCAGGAGAUUCUGUCCAAUCUGCACACUGACCGUGAGAAGAUCCAGAGAUCCAGAGACCGGUUGAGAGAGACUGAUGCGAACUUGGGCAAGAGCUCCCGUAUCCUGUCCGGCAUGCUGAGAAGGUAAGACGAAAGGGUCAUUCAGAACCGCAUCCUGAUCUUCAUCCUGGGCGCCAUCAUCCUCCUCACCAUCGUCUUGGCUAUCUAUUUCAAUCUGCGAGGCCACUGAUCUCCACUGACGGGUCCUGAGUGUGUGUGUGCAUGUGUGUGUGAUUAAUAGCAACAAAAGCGUGCUAGAGUAAUUAGGACAAAUUGUUCACAUGAAUCAUUCCUGGUGGGCAGUGACAGGUGAUCUCAUCUCUCUCUCUCUUUCUCUCUCUCUCUCUCUCUCUCUCUCUCGUUUUCUUUCUUGUGGAGUACAGCCAUGCCCACUCUACCCUCUACCCCGUUACAGUCAUUCUGCUCGGACCUUCCUGAUCAAGGACUCCAUAUACAUCUUCCAAAUGGUAGAAUAAGGACAGAGGAAGAAAAGUGGCUUCAAUUUUAUGAUCUCUUUAUAUUUUAACAUAUGUAUUUUAAUAAUGUCAGAAUUUGCGUGUCUGCAAGCACAUGUAUGUACACUUCAAGUCCCAGCAUAGUCUCUGCUCACGUCUGAAAGUGUGACGUGCUUUUGCCAGGUCUUUAGUGCAGCACACGGAGCAGAAUCACACACUACACCCAGCCCAAAGGUCAGUGCCUUUAGCAGCAAACACACACACACGCCUCUCCCAGUCGCGCUUCAUCCAGGAUUAGUAGCUUCUCAUGCUGUUUCUCUAAGGUCAGUAAAGGCCUUGUGUGUGUUCAGGCAACCCAGCAGGACCACUUUUAAACCUAUCGCCCCCCAUAGCUUUAGUAAUAAUGUACGGCAUAAAUAUUUGUUAACACACUCGCAGAUUACUAAUAUCUAUGCUUUUAAUUUAAAUAGAUGACGAUUAUGCUAAUGUAUUUACUUUCUUUCAUUAAAUAUGAAACAAUUUCCUGAUCUUUGUAUAAUAUAUAUUUCUGUAUGUACUGUAUAUGGUUCAAAAAUGAGACAUCAAUUUUAAAUCUAAACCCUGUUUAAUUACCUUAUGGCUAAUGUUUAAUAUUUGAUGCAUGGAAUAAUGUUACAAAGCUUUUCUUUUUGAUCCAUAGUGAUUUUCCUUUUAUUUUAAGGACCAAGUGUUUGUUGUGUUAAUCAUGUAGUUCAGAUUUGAACGGUUGCACGUGUAUGAGUGUGUGUGGAUAUUAUAGACAUUGUAUAUACGGUCAGGACUUGGUGCAGAAUCAGAAAUCAGCAGUGCUGUGCAGCCCAAAUAUACUGUCUGUUCACAUGUGGACAUUUAAAGGACACACACACGCACAUAGCACACCUAUUGAUACUGUGUUUAUUAUUCCCACUGCAUGUGACACAUAUUCUUCUCUCUCUCUCUCUCUCUCUCUCUAUCAGAUACAUGCAUACAUACAUAGACGCAUGCGUACACACAGACUUUUUCUCCUCCUCUGGCUGAGGGCCUGAUGGACAGACAGACAGGCAGAGGGCAUUUGCUAUUCUGUUUCAGGCCGGGUAGAUUGUCUUAUUUUGGAAGCAGCGUGGUGGGGGGCUUUCUCUGCUUCUGCUUCACAGCUCGGGCUUCAAAGCACCAAAUUAAUGGCCAACAAAAUAGUGUGUCUCUGUCCGUCCCAUGUGGGGCCAACCCGUGGAGAGUUAUCAUUAAGUUCAGGAAUAAAUGAACAAAAAAGCAGAGAGGAGGAUGAGGAGGGGCAGAAUCCUGCCUGUUUGACAAAACUCAUAAGAUAAUGACCACAGUGAUUGAGUUUUUCAUCAACAUGCCUAGACAGGACUGGGUGUCUGAAUGUCUUCCGUGGGUGUUUGUCCUCUGUCCUCCUUUCGAAAUAUCUGUGAGUGUGAGCACUGGAUCUAAGCACCUGUGUGUGUUGUAUCCAGGCAUGCUGUGAGUAUAUUUUGCUUGUUAUGUGUGUGUGUGUGUGUGUGUGUGUGCAUGUUUCGCUGACUGAGUGUGUCUCUCUCUCUUUCUCUCUCUCCCUCUCUCUCGCAGCCUGUCAGAUCCUCUCAGUAGUGAGUGGCUGGUGGAAGGCAGCGUGGCUGCGGCUCUAUUUGAAGUUGUAAUGGUGUCAAAAAGUCAGGGCUGACUGACAGCCGUCAGUCCCACUGGGGCUCAUUAAAUCAUAACAACUUGACAAGGAAAUAAUUGAGCGUUGAUGACAAGUUGAGGCCCGUUUAGAUGUGUUUUUUUUUUUUUUCUUUCAUUAUGCCUUCUGACUAUUAUGUUCAUUAAGAAAUUGCAUUAAACAACUCUUAGGGGGCUAA
This is a messenger RNA of Clarias gariepinus (North African catfish), 2887 nucleotides long. It is a transcript of the gene vti1a, whose product is annotated as vesicle transport through interaction with t-SNAREs 1A. The transcript is spliced from 8 exons. The record is from RefSeq and is a predicted model, not a curated record. Gene Ontology annotation, molecular function: SNARE binding; SNAP receptor activity. Bases 101 to 664 code for a protein of 187 amino acids. Gene Ontology annotation, biological process: retrograde transport, endosome to Golgi; vesicle fusion with Golgi apparatus; macroautophagy. NCBI's taxonomy places the organism in Eukaryota, Metazoa, Chordata, Actinopteri, Siluriformes, Clariidae. Gene Ontology annotation, cellular component: Golgi apparatus; ER to Golgi transport vesicle membrane; endoplasmic reticulum membrane.